AUGCCUCUGCAAGAUCCGAAUCUCUACGGGCAACCAGCGCCCAAGAAACAAAAGAAGGAGUUGAAUCUUUCUGGUUCUCUAACCUUCUCGUCCCAGCUUAGCUCACUUCUCGCCGCGUCCUCAGCGUCAUCAACAUCAUCACCUGCCAGCACAACAGCCACAACCGGUCGUGCGCGGCCCUCUAAAGCUGGCAAGGACAUCUUUUCUGGGGUGAAAAAGAAGACUAAGCCUGGCGCGAAGACCGUUAACGAGGACAGAGACGGCAAGCUGACGCUCAAAGAGCCCGUGGGCACCGAAGAUGAGAAGAGGGAGCUUGAACGCGCCCGCCGGAAUAUGGAGCACAAGGCCCGUCUCUAUGCCGCCAUGCAACGCGGGGAUUAUAUCGGCAAGGAAAUCGGCCUGGUUGACUUUGAUCGGAAAUGGGCGGAGGAGCAAGAGAAGAAAACAGGCCACACUGGCGAGGUGUCAUCUUCAUCAGAGGAUGAAGGGUCCGAGGAAGAAAAGGAAGAGUUAAUAGAGUACACCGACGACUUUGGCCGCACCCGCCUCGUCACGCCAGCCCAAAAGGCCAAGCUGGAGCGCUCCCGCUCCUCCGCCGCCGAACUCACGCAAAUGUCCGCUCGCCCUGCCGAGCCCGAGCAGCUGAUCGUAGGCGAUACCAUCCAGACGGAAGCCUUUGCCGCCACUGUGACUGCGGACCGGUUGGAAACUAUCAAUGAGCUAGCCGCCAAGCGCGACAGGAGCGCGACGCCGCCUCCGCCGACCCAUUACGACGCGAACUGGGAGAUCCGCACCAAGGGUGUGGGAUUUUUCCAGUUCAGCAAGGACGAGAAGAAGAGAGAGGAGGAAAUGAGGGCGCUAGAGGAAGAACGCAAGAAGACGGAGGAGAAGAGGAGGGAGCGGGAGGAAAUCUUGGAGAAGAGGAAGAGAGAGAUUGAAGAGAGGAGGAAGGAGAUCAAGGAGAGGAGGGCAAGAAAGAUGGCGGAUAACUUCUUGGAAGGGUUGGGUGAGGAGCUUCUGGGAGGAGAUGCUGCUGCAGCCGGGAGUGGUGGCGGCGGACGAAAAAGGGAGAGGGAAGAGGAUGUGGAGGAGAAGAAGUGGGCGACUCGCCACAUUGUUCGCUGCGACGUGUCGGUAAUCGCACGGUUGAUGGGUGAACAAGAAAGCAUAAUCGUCAUCUACAAAGUCAAAGUUUCAUCCUUCUUCACUUCCAAUGUGUUUCCUCAUCCUGACCCAGACCUCUCAGUCUCUCCGGGCAAGAUGCGCGUCUCUGAAGCCACCAGCUCUCUAUUCUUGAACCGCUAG
Molecule: messenger RNA, 1305 nt
Organism: Neurospora hispaniola
Lineage: Eukaryota; Fungi; Ascomycota; Sordariomycetes; Sordariales; Sordariaceae
Exons: 3
Coding region: 1-1305 (434 amino acids)
Cellular component (GO): nucleus
Source: RefSeq, a predicted model, not a curated record